UCUGCAACCUGGUGUUUUUUGUCGAAGUUUCCAGUGGGAGCUGCACGCCAACCUACCUAGCUUGUUUCUGCCUAUGGCCUGAGUGGGUCCUAAAGGUGUGCAUCGGCACUGUUGUGAACAAUGGCCCCCUUCUUGCGGAUAUCUUUCAACUCAUUCGAGCUGGGACCCGUGCAGAAUCAAGGGGAACAACUACAGCCUUUCUGCGCUAUCAAGAUGAAGGAGGCAUUGACUACAGAGAGAGGAAAAACUCUGGUUCAGAAGAAACCCACCAUGUAUCCGGAAUGGAAGUCCACUUUUGACGCCCACAUUUACGAAGGACGCGUGAUUCAGAUUGUUCUCAUGAAAGCAGCAGAAGAGCCAUUAUCCGAAGUGACUGUAGGUGUGUCUGUCCUGGCAGAGCGCUGCAAGAAGGGCAGUGGCAAAGCAGAAUUCUGGCUUGACCUACAACCUCAGGGGAAGGUGCUGAUGGCUGUGCAGUAUUUUUUAGAAGAUGCAGGUAAUGUCAGCUGUUUGAUUUUUAUUUCCAGUUCUGUAAAACACAGGAUGUAGCUUACAAAAAAAAAA
Molecule: messenger RNA, 564 nt
Organism: Meleagris gallopavo (turkey)
Lineage: Eukaryota; Metazoa; Chordata; Aves; Galliformes; Phasianidae
Source: RefSeq, a predicted model, not a curated record